Molecule: messenger RNA, 853 nt
Organism: Onychostoma macrolepis
Lineage: Eukaryota; Metazoa; Chordata; Actinopteri; Cypriniformes; Cyprinidae
Exons: 5
Coding region: 23-853 (276 amino acids)
Source: RefSeq, a predicted model, not a curated record
CACACCUGAUUAUUGUGCCAAAAUGUUUAUCUAUUUAAUUAUAUUACUAUCAUCAGCUCAAGGUUCCAGAGCGGCAGAAGUCAUCACACCAUACAGUGCUUCUCAGUUUGCUGAUGAGGGUGACAGUGUGACACUCUCUUGUAGCUACACUGGUUCUGUUCGAGGUCUUCACUGGUAUCGUCAAUACACAGGUUCACCACCACAGUUCCUCAUAAUGGAUUAUUAUGGUACAGUUACUAAAGCUGAUCCUCCAGUUGCUGGAGUCUCAAUCAAUCACAUAAAAGACAACAGUAGUGUGGAUCUGAAGAUCUCCUCUGCUGCUGUCACUGACUCCGCUCUGUACUACUGUGCUCUGCAGCCCACAGUGAAAGGAAAUCCACUGCAAGCUUGGACUUCGGUUACGAUGGAGAGGCAGAUGAUACUCAUAAUGCUCAUCACAGUUUCAGUGAACAUGUUGAUAUAUAUUAUUAUGCUGCUGUCAUCAACUGAAGGUUCCAGAGCCUCAGAAGUCAUCACUCCAAAAAGUGUCAGAGUAUUUGCUCUUGAGGGUGACAAUGUGACACUCUCCUGUAACUACAGCGGUUCUGCUCGUGGUGUUCACUGGUAUCGCCAAUAUGCAGGUUUACCACCACAGUUCCUCAUACUGGAAGAUUCAGGGGUAACAACUCCAGCUAAUCCACCUGUUCCAGGAAUAACCAUCAAUCACAGAAAAAAAGAAAGCCAUGUGGAUCUGGAGAUCUCCUCUGCUAAAGUGUCAGACUCUGCUCUGUACUACUGUGCUCUGAGGCCCACAGUGACAGGAAACCAUAUAACACUGUACAAAAACAGUUUUCAUAUGCUUAUCAAGCCUUGA